This is a messenger RNA of Athalia rosae (coleseed sawfly), 8259 nucleotides long. It is a transcript of the gene Als2, whose product is annotated as alsin. NCBI's taxonomy places the organism in Eukaryota, Metazoa, Arthropoda, Insecta, Hymenoptera, Athaliidae. Bases 465 to 5159 code for a protein of 1564 amino acids. The transcript has 14 exons. The record is from RefSeq and is a predicted model, not a curated record.
AUCUGUAAAAGAUAAAAUUAUUGAAUUCUCCCCUCGUUAUCCAAUCCCCUCCAUGAGAACAUUUUGGUAUCACAAGAAUGUGGAGUAGGCGUGUCUUGGAGAAAUUUUCUGUCACUUGUCAGUUGUCAGAUGUGCAGUUGGGUGGCUACAGACAUCAGUGCUAAGGGUGGCUAGGGGUGACCAAAGACACGGAGGAGUAUUCCGUGAAGGUAUCUAACAAGGGAUUGUGUUUAACGAAUGUGUAAUUUAUCUGCGUUGAAAGGAGGGUACCAUCCCACACGAUGAUACUGUAUAAAUUGUCGAUAGAUACGAUACGUCGUAUUUCCCAACGUAUUUUGAACCGCGAUCAGCAACUGUGGGCAUCAUCAUGACAAACGUAAAGAACGAUAAACAUUUUUCCACACAUUACGUCAUUUUGGAGGUUAACUGUCACCAUCGCAUAAAAAAUUGGUGCUAACAGAGCAAUGGAGAGGUACAUGUACUUGUGGCGAGGUCGUGAUAAGAUAUCUUACACAUUUGGUGAUCAGCCGAACGGCCUUGUCUGCAAACUAGCAACUGUCAAAGACCACGUAUUUGUUUCAACCACCACGAACAAUCUCUAUCACGGUGUUGUCACUCAACUCGAUCCCAAAUCUCAGUGUUCUUUAACAUUUAAAAGGGCGCAGUUCUAUGCCGUAGAUAUUACCUCUAACUCGGAACACUUGUUCGUUGUUAACAACGAAGGACAAGUCCUCAAAGUCAAUCCAGAUGACUUGACUAUUCUCGACACCAUCACAUUACGAGAGGAUUCUAAGACUUGCAGUCAUGGAUACAAAACGGAUAAUGAAUUGGUCAAGGUAAAGUCUCUAGCCGUCAGCGACAAUGCGAUGCUAUUUAUCGCUGAAAAUGGCCAGCUUUGGGCUAGCGGAGACCAGCCACAGAUUGAUAUUAACACAUCUGAGCCAAGGAAGGUGACAUUUUUUGACGGUCGAAUAGCGUCUGGCAUUGCCUGUGGUUCCAACUUCAAUGUGGCACUUGUCAGAAAGGUGAUGAAGACUAUAAAGGAUGACACGGAUAGCGAAAAUGAUCUGGAGGAAGAAGUGUUUGUUAGUUCUUGUCCUCAUUGUGUAAGCGAUGUUAUGUUGAGUCCAGCUAGCCAGCCAUCGACCGAUACCUGUCCCCUUGGUUUGCAUGUUAGGCAAUCCAGUGAAGAUCAUUCCACUAUUUCAACUAGUGCGCCAUCAACAGCUAGCAAAGACCAUGAUCACGGUUUGCAUCUCGAUGAUGAAAAUCAAUUCGAGGAUACUUCCAAGCUUCUGACAAACGGUGAUGAAAGCUCUGAUGGUUUAACUGUGAAGCUUGAACGAGAAGAGAAGAAGAAUGUUAUUUUCAUAAAUACAGAAGCUGCUAGGCAAUUUUUAACAAGACAAUUAUCAUGGGUUUCAUCUUAUGGAAAUGCAGGAGAAGAGUUGCUUGCUGAAUGUGCAGACAAACCUACUAGGAUAUUAAAACAAAAUGUAUCUAACAUGGCCAAUCUGGUUUAUGAAGGUGUGAAAACUGUGGGUGAUAAAGUGGUUACACUCUCCCGACACAUGAGUGGUAGUUCGGACACUAAUGAAGCGCAAGACAACGGCCACGAAGGUUUCGAGGAGCUUGGAAAAGAGGAGACUAAACCGACAGCUACUAGUCUAGCUAACAGUCUUCGCUGCGAAGAAUUUCCUUGGUCGUCAAGUGCCGGAACUUCAGAACGAGAAUUAUCAGAACAGGGACUAAAUGAGAGAAUAAAUUCCUUGGUUCGUACAGGCAAUAACUUGCUUUCAACCGAACUCUGGACUUGGGGAGACGUUCAGUAUGGUCAACUCGGGACUGGAGAUAUUGUUAAGAGACCUAGGCCAGUUUUAGUUACAAAAUUAAACAAUUUGGGUGUAAAAAAGAUUGUAUGUGGCAGCUUCCACAUUCUUUCGUUAACGUUAGAUGGUAGAGCUUAUGCCUGGGGAAGAAAUAAUUCGUCGCAAGUUACACCGCAAUCACCCACAGAUCAAAGCUCACCAAAAUUAUUCAUUAGCCCAAAUUUGUCUCCAACUGAGAGAGCAAGAAAUAUUGCUGCUGGAGAUAAACACACAUUGAUUAUGACGCCUCUAGGAUUAUAUUUCAUGGGAAAAUAUAGCUCGGAUAAGACAGGGGAACUGGUGAAAAUGGAAAUACCAGAAGAUUUGGGGUACAGUCCAAAACAUAUCCUCAGCUCGGGAUUGUAUAGUUGCUGUACGACGAUAAAUCAGCCAACUUGUAACAUAUCAUUAGAGCUGAGAAACGAGCAGAUAUUUCUGGAAGAGAUGCUGGCAGUUUAUCAGAACUUGAUAAAACCAUUUCAGAAGAAAGGGGGCGCGACACAAGAAUCAAACGUAUAUGAAACCCUGUGUCAGUGUUACACAGAGCUAAUAAGUUUCACAGCGUUGAACGUCCUGAGUUUAUGGGAUUAUUACGACCACAUCGGUGAAGCUUAUGAGGUUUUAGUUGUGGCUAGCAUAGAGGAAUACAUAACUGUGUACAAACACUAUCUAAAUGCAAUAUGCGAUGUCGUAUCUUUGGGAGGGUUCACACAUAUAGCCAGAAUAAUUGACGUACCCCAAAUUCUGACUAACAUAUUUAUGGAUGAAGUCAAAGGAAGUAAGGCAAAAAAAGCAAACAACGAAACAAUCAUUGCACUAGCCUUACAACACCCAUUGAAUAGACUGAACAGGUAUACUGCGCAUAGGUACAAGGCCAUGAUACAGAGCCUAAUAAGAAUCAACGGACCUAAAUUAGGAAUAGAAAGACUCCAGGAAGCUCUUGGAAAAUGGGAACAAAUAUGCGAUGAACAGGAUCGCCGGCAGAAAGAAGCUGAAACUACUAAACAAUUUUGGGAAAGCUCUGGAAAACUAGUCGAGUUAUUGAGAUCACCGGACAGAAGAUUAAUUAGAGAAUCUAGAACGCAUCCAAUAGCAGUAUUAAAUUCCAGUAGAUUUUCAACUCACUGGUUCGUGUUAUUGACCGAUAUCUUGAUCCACGUUAACGGAACUUCUCACACGGUGCAUCCCUUGCCUACGCUCUGGGUAGAACCUUUACAGGACACAGACACCCUACAGGAGCAUGUUGCAUGGCGAAAGUUGAUGAAAAGAGGAUUGAUAUCGAAUGCCUUGUCCGUAACAACACCGGAGGACAGUUUGGUGUUGUAUACGCCAACUCCGGGUGAACGUACAGAAUGGUUACAAGCUUUACAAACUGCUAUAAAACGCAGUCUUCUGAGAGUGGUCGGUCACGUUCCACCUUUAGUUCGAUCAAGUUCGUUCGCUUUCACUAAACACAGCAUUUACAAAGAUGCCAAGUAUACUGGGCGAUGGUUAAAUGGCAAACCACACGGUGCUGGAAAAUUAGAAUGGACGGAUGGACGAAUGUAUGUCGGGCAUUUCAAUCGGGGUGUUAUACACGGUAUAGGGAAAAUGGAAAUACCUACUCAAGGGAUAUAUGAAGGGCAAUGGAAGGAUGGUCAACAGAACGGUUAUGGCACGAUGAAAUACAUCAAUGGAGAUAUUUAUGAGGGAUAUUUUAAAGAUGGAUUGCCGCAAGGAUAUGGCAUCAAAAAAGAAGGCCAUUUCAUGGCAUCCGUUGCAUCGAUCUACAUCGGGGAAUGGGUGGCUGGAUUAAAACAGGGCUAUGGCGUUAUGGAUGACAUCACAACCGGAGAGAAGUAUCUAGGUUCUUGGAGCAAUAAUAUGAAGCACGGAUGUGGCCUAAUUGUGACGUUGGACGGCAUAUAUUACGAAGGGGUAUUCAUGCAAGAUAUUUUAACGGGCCAUGGUGUGAUGAUUUUUGAAGAUGGUACUCAUUACGAAGGGGAAUUUCGAUCCGCAGGUGUUUUCAGUGGAAAAGGCACGCUAACCUUCAGCAGUGGAGAUAGGAUAGAAGGUAGCAUGAAUGGAGCUUGGAACGAAGGAGUGAAAAUCACAGCUACUCUGCAUAUGAACGUCGCAAAUGGAAGCUCGCAUGUAAAUGCCAAACCUAUGUCUUUUGGAAAGCUUUGCGUGCCCCCGGAUCAAAAAUGGAAAGCAAUAUUUCGUCAGUGUUAUCAGCAGCUUGGGGUUUCGGAGCCUACCGCUAAGAAUAAUAAUACAGCAGCCAGUAAAAUUGGGGAAACUCAAAGAGCGUGGCAAAAUGUUGCGGUGGUUAUAACAAACUCGCAUCAAGAUACGGUACAAAAAAAAAAAGAUCUUGCCAGUGAUUUGACCAGCAGCGGAGAAAGACAUCGCAACAAUGUUGACCAUUUAGAAAGAAUACCACAGUUUGGAUUGGAUAAUUUAACCAUCUCAACUUAUGGUGAAGUACAUGACUAUUUGAUAAAAGCGUUUGAAAGUAUUCACCAUCCUCUCGGAACUUUAUUAAUCGAAGUAGCAGCGGCGUACACAGCUACCUACGGGGGCGUAAGGGUACACCCGUUAUUGCUCAGUCAUGCAGUUUCAGAGCUACACAGUAUUACCUCAAGAAUCUACUUCGUCGUUACCCUGCUAUUUCCGGCAUUACCACCCGGUGGACAAGAACUUGUACUUGAAUCCGAAGAUGGUGAGGAAAGUAAAGUUGUAAGUGCCGCAGCAAUUCUCCAUCCUGUACUUCUUCCGCGCGUCCAUUCAGCGCUUUUUGUCCUUUAUGCCUUGCAUAAUAAAAAAGAAGACGAUGCCUAUUGGAAAAGAUUGAUGAAGUGGAACAAACAACCAGAUAUUACCCUGAUGGCUUUUCUCGGGAUCGAUCCGAAGUUUUGGAAGAACGCCACCAACCAUCUUGCGGAUAAUUCUUUGCCCGGUGACUCUGAGCAGCUGUUCAUAGACGCGGUUGAAACCCUGCAACAGUUAAAAACGACUUUUUCUCCACUCGAAAAAUUACUUGUCAUCAGAAAUACAUUCGAACAAAUGACUCAGGCAGUUCAAAGACAGCUUGGCUCUACUUAUCUCUGGACAAUGGACGAACUCUUCCCAGUUUUUCAUUUUGUUGUUGUUCGGGCGAGAGUUUUACAACUUGGCAGUGAAAUUAAUUUUGUGGAAGACUUCAUGGAGCCCUACCUGCAGAAUGGAGAACUGGGGAUCAUGUUUACUACUUUAAAGGCUUGCUACUACCAAAUACUCCAAGAAAAAAUAAGUAUGAGUAAUUAAAACUUCUGAAAUACGUAACAAAUAACUGUAACCGAAUGUAAUUACAAGUGGCUCGCACAAGUGGUGUGUUGCAUUUUGGAUGUAGAAGCGACAUGAUAUAAUAUAUUUUAUUUAUUUGCAUUUGAUGUGAUACCAAGUCGUGAUAUUCUUCAAUAAAGCUUUGAUUAAUGUUAGGGUUCAUUAUAAAUUGUAAAUAGAUGAUUAAACGCAAGGAAAGAAUUGACAUAUCAAAAACAAAGUAAAAUGUUUGUUUCUUCGAUUUUAGUAUAUAGAAACAGUUUAAAGAUACGUCUUCCCGAAAUUUACUCUUUUCCAUUUACAUAUUUCACGUCAAUCACGUUGCUCACAAAACACCAUUACCAUACGGAAUCCUUGCUAUGAUCAGAAAAUAUUCUCAACAAAAUUCGUGUCUGCAGCAAUAUUUAAUUGACCUUUUUUUUUAUUCAGUAUUAUUGAUAGCAUUUACGUCUUUGUUUAUAAAAUAUGUACUUUUUUUCUUUACCGUCAAAUCUUACUGGUAUAAAUAUGAAGAAAAGUAAUUUCACGAUGAAAUCAAAAAUAUGAGAUAAUAGUUAACACAAAAGUUAUUGUUCAAGCUGGCAGCAGAUCGCCAAGAUAAAUUUUUUUCGGGGCUAAAACAUCGGGAACUAAUCUCAUUCUAUAUUUGAAACAGUCUUUAUGAACUUGGCAGUUAUUUUUAGUGAUAUCUAUGGUAGUGCAAAAAAUCUGUGAUCAGUUUCCAAAAUGCUAAUAACUGUCUGUCCGGUAUGAUGAAUAUUUCGAGAGAAUUCAAAUAUUGAAUCAGAUUACUUGAUUGCACCUUAUUAAUCUCGUCGUGAGUAAAAUAGUCGUGAGAAACAAAAAGUUCCAAACAUUGGCCUAAGCUUACCGAUAUCUAAAAUUUCGUUAGAACAUCAACGAAACUGUACCUCUUAACUUAUUAUAGAGAGUGUUAUAUCCAGAAAGUUGGAAACACUUGAAGGCAGGCAAUCUUACCGAUAAUAUAGUGUUAGUCAGACGUUGCUAGAAACAAAGCGAUCGACUCAUUUGUAAGAUAUAACUUUCCAUGUGAAUAGAUGUUAUCCUAAUUAAAAAUAUUACCGUUUCUAUAGAAACCUAUAGUCUGUGUGUUAUUUAAAAUUAUUUUGGUUUUUUUUUUGUUUUCUUAUCUUUUUUUAAAGAUCUAAUUUUUUGUCAAACUAACAAAUACAUACAUACAUUCGUAAUGCAUACCCAUAUGUAUAUGGCAGAAAGUUAUGAUAUAUUUAUAUUGAUAUCAUGACGAAAUGUACAGUGUUUAGUAAUUACAGUGCGUCCAGUAAUAAAGUGGUGUGAUCACUCGCUAUUCAUUUGAAAAGAGAGUGAUAAGAACACGUCGAAGUUCUAAAAAAAAGCCUUAAAUUUUUGGAUCAUAAUCAAACUGCAAUGAUAAUAAGUCAUAAACUGGAGCAAUUCUUGGAUUAUAUGAGAAAUGGAAACAAUACCUGUUACAUAAUAUACCUAUACCUAUAAUACAUAUAUAGAGAGAAAAAAAAAAAAUUAUUGACGUUAACACAUACAAAACUUCCUGUGAUACCUUUGCUCUGGACACCCUUUGAUUAUAACGGAUAGUGAAUAUGAUUCUAUUUUUCUCUUCGUCUUAAUUUAUGUUUGCAUCAAGUAACUGCUUACGUGCUCUUUUGACGUGUUUAAAGAAAAAAACAAACCAAAUGAAAGAAAAAAUGAAAAAAAAAACAAAACAAAGAAAACAAAAAAAAAUACUUCUAAAACUUCUACAUUUAAUUAUCAAAGAAAACGUGUAUCGGACUAAGGAAAUAGAUAAAAUUCGCGUUAUAGAAAGAGAAUUCAUUAUCCUAUAAACAGAUAAGCAAUUUUAUGUGCAGAUCGUAGCAUGUACCUGAAAUCAUGAAUAUCAGAGGCUAACAAUAAGUACAUACAUUAGAUUAUAAAAUUAGUCACAGGAAUACUCAUCUUUGAAAAUAUUUUCUUCUAUUCCAAAAUGACAAUCAACAUCGUCACAAAGUAUGCGUGAAAAAUUAACUCAUACAGCUAAGAAUCUUGAAUAUCAAACGAUAUUCUAUGUAGCUGUAAAAUAACGAUUCGCUGAACAUAAUGAGUGUCGUUAGCAUCACUCAAAGAAAAUUAUUAUCGUUCUACACUAUUGUAAAUAAAAAUUUUCUUUCGUUGUUGAAAAUUUCGUCUCUUCAAUUUUCUGCAUGAUCCUUUGCAAAAUAUAUUCCGCAACUUCCAUCAAUUAGAUAAUUUCGAUCAAAGAAGAUACAAAAUAACAACAACCGGGUUCAUAGGGCCCCUUGGAUCUGAGGAUUAAUAUAAAAGUAGAUGUAGAACUUCAAGAUUAUCAAAUAUAUAUAUUUUUUUUAUUAAACACAGAAUCACAGAGCAAACCGGACAUAUUGGAGGGGUGGGAAAGAUUACAUUUGUUUUUCUAUUGGUACUCGAAUCGCAAUGUCUCCCUUGGAUAUAUUAUUAUAAUUAACAUCAUCAUCAUCAUCACAAUCAUUAUCAUUAUUGUUGUUAAUAUUAUGAUUAUUAAUCUUACUAUCAUUAACAUCAUCGUCAUUAUCGUUAUCGAUAUUAGCAGUGUCAUUAAAUGAUCGUAGAUAGUCAUGAAUGUUAUCUGUUUUUUAAUUUUUUUGUAUUAUAAAAGUGUAUUUCAAAAUAAAAAAAUAAAACAAAAUAAAAAGCGAGACUUUGCGAGACGAGAAGCAUACUAAAGUAUUCAAUAAAAGUUCUUAGCAAGAAUUUAGAUUUAUUUACAAAUCAAGGCAAUUUGUUAAUCAUCUAUAUGUAUAUGUCCAACUCUCUCGUUUCGUUAAAAAACACUUUAUGACAAAAUUUUGUACAAUAUAUUAUCUCAAAUCCUUAUAAUCCAGGGUUUAUUAUUUUUUUUUCCUUUUUUAAGUUUUUUUUUCCUUUUUUUUUUUAUAAAUCUGUUUGUAUAUAAAAAGUUAUGACUCCGUGCAUCGUCAUUCAGCUAACGGGCGUUUCGAGAUAUACCUAUGUCAUCUCGUCAAAUAUGUGAAUAUGUGAUUACAUAAAUACAUUAAGGGGGGGGGGGGGGGGGGGGGGGGAGUAAUUA